AUGUGUUUCCUCCUGGUGUUCUGCGAGAUCCUGAUCUUUGUGCGAGACGGGCAAUACUCUCAUACUCUGAAUGUGAACGUCAAGGAGAUCAACGGUCGCAUCCUAGACCUCAUGGACGGGCGCAUUCAUGAGUUGAGAAGCGCGGACACCGUGGACAGAGAAGACGACGACGGGCUGGAUGUGGACGUAAAUCUCCUCAACCAGGCCACUGGCAAAGGAGUGCCAGAUCACGUCCUGCGUCUCAAGGUCGGCUCCGUAUGCUUAAUCAUGAGAAACUUAAAUAUCGACUUAUCGGCAAACACGCAACCUAUCGGAAUUCCCCGGAUUACGUUCAGGUUCGCGUUUGCCGAAGGAUCGCCGCUCCGGGUUUGUCGCCGUCAGUUCCCCCUCAUGUUGGCGUACUGCAUGACUGGUCACAAGAGCCAAGGCCAGACAAUUGAGUACGUCGGAGUCGACCUGAGAACGGACUGCUUCACUCAUGGCCAGCUCUACGUCCUGUUGAGCAGAGUGAGACGUCCAGACGACAUCGUCGUUCUUGUACCAGACGACAGAAUAGUAGAAGGAGUCGCCUAUGCAAAGAAUAUUGUAUAUGACGAGCUCCUUCUAAACACUGAUUAAGUCUUCGGCAGUAGGCUAGGGGAUCUGCCACUUAAAAAAAACUCCCCGUCGUGAUUUGACCUAGCAGUAGGC
Homalodisca vitripennis (glassy-winged sharpshooter) is the source of this 690-nucleotide messenger RNA. Its product is annotated as ATP-dependent DNA helicase PIF1-like. Lineage: Eukaryota; Metazoa; Arthropoda; Insecta; Hemiptera; Cicadellidae. The record is from RefSeq and is a predicted model, not a curated record. The transcript has 2 exons. The coding region runs from base 1 to 618 and encodes 205 amino acids.